This is a messenger RNA of Penicillium egyptiacum, 1200 nucleotides long. Lineage: Eukaryota; Fungi; Ascomycota; Eurotiomycetes; Eurotiales; Aspergillaceae. The record is from the annotation of a GenBank genome assembly.
AUGCCCACAGCACAAGUAAAGCGCUCUCUUGGGCGACCCCGAAAACCAGUUGAAGAUGCGAAAUCCAUACGACGCGCCCAGGUCCGCGAAGCGCAACAGGCGUACCGAUCUCGCCAACAGUCUCAACUCUCUUCACUAAAAGCUCGGGUAGAGCAACUGGAAGAUGUACUUAAUCAGCUGAGCCAGACGAUGCACAUAUUCGAUAAUCAAGUGAUCCGGGAUGGGUCGCAGUGGUCCCAACCUCAACUUUUCCGGACAGUCCAGCUGCUGCGGGAUGAUAUAGUCUCCCAUUUCAAGCGGGCCGAUAUUCACUUUCAAGAGUCCCCAAAGAACCAAACUUCAGAACCAUCCCCGUCUGUCAAUGAGCAAGCCCACGCGCAGGUCGCAUCCGAGGUGUCAAUCGGCAGAUUAAAAGAUCACACUUCGCAGUCUGACUUCUGGAAGCUUUUUCUGGCCUCAUCCGCUGGCAUUAUUCCGUCGACUAAUACCUGGACCCUAGAUAACCAAUUGAAUGUCUUGGUUCCCAUUUCUGUGGCACCAUCUAUUGCUGAAACACACACCAUCCAAUACGCAACCACGUCCUUCACUCAACGGCUUUUCCGCGCUUGUGCUGAAAGUGGCCAUCGGUUUCUGUCUAACCUCUCAUAUAGAGAUGAAGAUAUGUGGGAGUUUGGACUACUCUUACAAAGAAUGCCACGAGCAGAGAUCCGAGAUUAUUUCGGACGUGUCAUGAGCAUGGAACCUUGCCAUCCUAUCAUCGAUGCUCGAUUCCCAUAUAUCAGCCUCGGUGGUGCAGGAACACACUUUCUACAAACUUCUGGUGACGCUUUUCCAGAUAGCUUCGCCCUCUUCCGAACAACAAAUGGCGUGUCUCAUGUUCCUGCUGAUGAAGACUGGUUUGAUGUGCAUGAUGUCGAGAGAUACCUGUUCAAUCAAGGCAUCGGUGUGGGCCAGUUUCCUUCGUCCGCCCUUACGAUAUCUUAUCCAUCCAGCCCAGGCGGCGUGCCUUCGAACUUAGAGAGCCCCCAAGGGCAAUUGCCAGGCAGUAUGAUGAUGGUCAUCGAUGAGUAUAAACUCGUUAACAGAUUGAGCCAGCUUCCAGUCGCUCUGGGCUGUGUGGCUGGCUUUCGCCGGUCUGAUGUCGAGAGGGUAGUAUCCCACAAUGUGAGGUGGAUCUCAGUUGGAGUUUGUCCAGGGUAG